UGUAACCUUAAGUACUCGAUCCAUUUGGUAAUUGUUUGUGAAGGUCCCUCUGAGUUCUUAUGACUGAGCGAAAAUUUAUACCGACAGAAAGAAACACUGAAAGAUACCAAACCGCUGAAGAGGUGCGAGUCUUCUCAUGCGAAAAUGAUCGCUUAUGCUGCUUGCAGGACUCUACCGAGUCGAACCCAUCCCGAUGUUUGAAUGCAUUGUAGUUCACUGGAUGCUUUUAUGCAUCUAGCGUGGAAACCUAUUACACCAGUUAUAGGCCCAUCCAAGAAAGCCGUUUGACCCAGUUUCAUAUUAGUUGUGUAUCCUUCUUCCCUAUCCUCCAAACAUACCUUCAGUUUCACGGUGUCGACGUUUAGCACCCCGGUAAAUUCUUCCCACGUCUGUUAGAAUCUCUAAAUUCUCUCUGUAAAUCGUCCUGUGUUAAGUCCAACUACACUGCACCUCUGAUUGACGUUCUUAUUCUCUAUUUCUCUUGUUUUCAUGGUCCUACCUCUUUGUUACAUCCGUAAACUGGAUGAAGGCAACAGUAUCUCUCCAGACAAAUGCUGGGGUGGUACUUUAUCAAUUUACAGCGGAGGGUCUAUUUUGUGUGUACUGUCAUGGACAACGUCAUGAUUAGGUUAGAUGGAGUAACCGCGAGAUACCAAACCGCCUUGUACCUUGGGUGCGUCACAUGAAGUGCUGCUACAUUUCCCUUGAACCACACUUCCACCUGGGCAUACUAUAUAUUUUAUCAAGAUUCAUUGCCGAUUUCGAAUUCACUCGCCUAUAUUAUCCCAAAAUCUAUCUGUCUAUCUCACACUUGUCUCACAUUUUAGGGAUACGGCCCUUCGCCUAUGAUCCUGCGCUAUUCUCUGCAACUUCCUGGUUACCGGAUCCAGUUGUCUUCGGUUUGCGCGACAACCCGAAAUGCACGCACAUACAGGAUUGAAGCUGUACGGUCAGCUAGUCAUUGGACCGCCUGGAAGCGGGAAAACCACGUACUGCGCGGCGAUGGCCGACUUUCUCACAGAAAUCGGUCGAAAAGUCCAUAUAGUCAACUUGGACCCGGCGAACGAUUUGCUUCCCUACACCUGCGCUGUUGACAUAGGCGACCUCAUACGCCUGGAAGAAGUGAUGGAUUAUCUUAAUCUUGGCCCCAAUGGUGGUCUGGUUUAUUGCAUGGAGUACCUGUACACUAACCGUGACUGGCUAGCUGACCGACUUUUUCAACUAUCUCUCUCGGAUCCCAAAUGUUAUCUGCUAUUCGAUUGUCCUGGCCAGGUUGAAUUAUACACCCACCAUCCUUCCACUCGCCAACUUAUAUCUUUUCUCACAAGUACGCCGGAUCACUCAGUUCCAGUAGCUGGGAAGGAAUGUGACGACGUGACAUUCUCUAACGGUUUGAGACUCCAUUUGACAGCCGUUCAUCUAAUCGAUUCACAUUACUGCUCUGACCCCGGAAAAUUUAUCUCCUGCCUACUAACAUCUCUCUGUACCAUGCUGCAAUUCUCUCUGCCACAUGUAAAUAUUCUGAGCAAGGCGGAUUUGGUUGAACAAUUUGGGGAACUGGAUUUCGGUUUGGACUUUUUUACCGAAGUUUUGGAUUUGCAGUAUCUCGUGGAUAAAAUCAACAAGCACAACGACCCAUUCUUGGCUAAAUAUGAACGCCUGAAUCAAGCGUUAAUCGGUCUGAUUCAGGACCACUCUUUGGUUCAAUUCUUGCUGUUGGAUAUCUCCGAUUUAUCACAUAUCGAACGAGUGAUGCGAUAUGCCGAUCGUGCUAAUGGAUAUGUGUUCGGCCCCGUGGAACAGCAUAACUUGCAAGCUCUGUUGCACUACGCUUCGGGUGUGGAGCCGAAUGCCAAUUGGAUAGGAUUGGCUCAGGAGAAGUACCUUUCCCAAAAUGUUGUACAAGAUCCAACUGUCGAUCAGGACUUUCCAGCUGAGCGCAUGACACAUCCACUGGGCUCCAUCGACGAACUUAUGUGAGGUUGUGCAUAUGCAUUUUGACAGAGUGCGUUUCAGCUUCGUGCCUUGUGCUUGUUUUGGCGCUAUCCUCCUUCAUCUACUGAAUAAUGCCUGCAUUUCGUUUCUUCUGUUUGCGAUUGGUGUGGAUAUUUUUCUGAACGCAGUCAUGCUCCACAUGGGACGAUGCUUUAAUCACUGGCGUUUCAUGUGAUGAUAUCUGCCUUUUGUCAUCGCAACAACGCAUGGCCGAACUGCUUAUUUUACAAAGUGAGGAUAGUGAUGUUUUUGGUAGAAUCAACUUCUUUGUACAUGAAUUGUGCAGCUCGAAAAUCCCCUCAAUCGAUUUCAAAACGGUUUUCUACUCUUUUGUAAUCAUGGUCUUACUCCAUGGCCAGACAAGGGAACACUUGGGUGUGCUACAUUCUCAUCUGUGCUGGCCAUGUGCCUCAUAACAGAUGCGGAUCUACUCCGCGAUUAUUCGAAGUCCCCGAGCUUAAUUCUUGAUCAUUGUCCUUGCAUCUUCAUGUGAUAGUGUAUUCCAUGUAUUAACAUGCACGCCUUUCUACCCCGCCUACUCGAUAUUCUCCGAUAUUCCACUACUGCGCGACCGGUUCAUAGUGUCGAUUGUAGCAGUUAAGAGAGCGCCGACGAUCCCGCCCUUCCUACUUUGUGAGUCUGCACAAAGACGACUCCACCUAAGAAAGCAUUCGUUCAUCUUGUCUGAAUGACAGUUCUGGGACUCAAGACGUCCGUACACUCUCGGCAGCAAUCGAUGUACUUAAGUUGCUAAUGGGCCACGCAAUUAAUGGCGAAAAUAUCAACAGCAACGGAAUUAUAUUUGGUCUUGUGCAGUAGUCUUGUAAUUUCGACUUGAGCUUCCUGUAUUUUCAAUCCGAUCGGCUUUGCUGGGCCGCGUCUCACCUUGUUGCGGAUAUACCAAUUAUAUCAAACAACUUAGUGGCACAUUGAGCCAGCUCUCACGCAGACCUCGAGUCAGCAAAACGUGUGACGUGCUUUCCCUGCACAUCGGCUUCUUUAUUCGUGCCGAACGAGAAUGGUGUUCGUAUAUAACUUGGCCAUACCGAAGGCGUUCCAGCCUACUCACAAUAUAUGGUCAGCGAGUUUAUCUCAAGUAUUCUUACCAUACGUCAUUAGUUGAUCUUGAUAACUGCUGGUUUUGCUGGAUUACUAAUUGUUUACCCAAAUUCCCAGCAACCCAUCAUCAAUCCUCGAAGGCGCCCAACUCUCAUGUGUCUUGAGCUUCGCACAUCUGUUUCUCAUUGGGGCAUGGUUAACAACUUUUGUACAUUACUCUCACUUAGGAACCUGUUACUGGGAUACUACACCUGUGAAUUAUAUCGCUGUUUUUGAAGUGCCAUUUG
Molecule: messenger RNA, 3341 nt
Organism: Dicrocoelium dendriticum
Lineage: Eukaryota; Metazoa; Platyhelminthes; Trematoda; Plagiorchiida; Dicrocoeliidae
Source: the annotation of a GenBank genome assembly